This is a messenger RNA of Dimorphilus gyrociliatus, 1889 nucleotides long. Lineage: Eukaryota; Metazoa; Annelida; Polychaeta; Dinophilidae. The record is from the annotation of a GenBank genome assembly.
GUAGUUUUUUACUGGCUACUAUUCUUAACUCCAUAAACCAAUAAAAAAUUGGUUUGGAUCCUCUAAAUUAGGAACAAAGCUGAUUGUUUUGUUCUUUUUUCGAAUUUUCGGUUCUUUUCGAGAUUUCUUUAGUUUUUUGUUACAUUAUAAAAGAAAAUGUUUUCUUCAUCGGUUAAAGAUUAUAUUGUUACCGACAAAUUAGGAGAAGGAACUUAUGGAGUAGUUUAUAAGGCAAAGUUUAAAGAAACAAAUGAAAUUGUUGCUAUGAAAAAGAUUCGUUUAGAAAAUGAGGAUGAAGGUAUUCCAAGCACAGCUAUUAGAGAAAUUUCUAUGCUACGAGAAUUGAAGCACCAAAAUGUUGUUCGCCUGCAGGACAUAAUACUUGAGGAAAAUAGAAUAUACUUGAUAUUCGAAUUUCUUAGUAUGGAUCUCAGGAAAUAUAUGGAUGCUCUUCCAGAUGAAGAACAACUUCCAUUUGACCUUGUGCAAAGUUAUUUGCAUCAAAUUAUAACGGGAAUGAGAUUUUGCCAUGAACGAAGAGUACUUCAUAGGGACUUGAAACCUCAAAAUUUGUUAAUAGAUAGGACUGGCUUGAUCAAAUUGGCUGAUUUUGGGCUUGCCAGAGCAUUUAGUGUUCCUGUGCGAGUCUAUACUCAUGAAGUUGUCACUUUAUGGUAUAGGGCCCCGGAAGUUCUUCUCGGUUCCGAAUAUUACUCGACGCCCAUAGAUAUCUGGUCUAUUGGAUGUAUUUUCGCGGAAAUGACUAAUAAAAGACCGCUAUUUCAUGGUGAUUCAGAAAUUGAUCAAAUACUAAAGAUUUUUAGAACUUUAUCAACACCAACAAACGAAACUUGGCCUGGUGUUGAAAAUCUACCAGAUUAUAAAUCCAUUUUUCCAAAGUGGCAUUUAAACAUUUUAGCUGACAGGUGCCCGAAUAUGUGCGCUGAAGGUUUGGAUCUGCUAAGGAAAAUGAUAAGUUAUAAUCCCCGUUCUCGCAUUAGUUGCAGAGAAGCAAUGUACCAUCCUUAUUUUGAAAAUUAUAGAGGUUUAUAGGUUAAUGAUGGCAAAAUAUUUUUAUGAGGAAUAAGGCCCGAAUGUGGGCCUCCCAUCCACACCUAAAUUUUGCCAGUUUAUCCAUGAUAAUCUUGCGGUUAAGUCUAUAAAAAAAUAUGUUUAUUAAUUGAAAAAAAAUAUAUCUCUGCAGAUGAUAGUAAAUCAAUAUAACAGUCGUACCGCUUGUAUUCCACAAAACCGAUUCUCUUUCUUCAGAUCUUAAACAUGUGUCAAUAUACUGAACUGGAUGAAUGUCAGCUUCUAAGAGGUCGCCCAAAAGUGCAAUAUAGGCGAUUGCCAGCUUGAGGGUAUCAAUUUUUGACAGCCGUUUUUCGUAUGGAAAAGUAGGAACAUGAACUCUCAGUUCUUCAAAAGCACUAUUUAUGCUCAUCAUUCUCCUUCUUUCUCGAACAUUAGCGGCCUGCCUAGUCUGGAUUGUGUAGGGAAUACCAUUUGGGUCGUAGUGAAUUGUUAAUGAAUCAUCUCCGCAUCUGUGUUAUCCGUUUGUUAACAUUAAAAGAAGCAGAAAUAAAACAAAACAAUAAGUACACUCACCCACAGUCGAAUUGCUGAUAUUCGUAAAGGCAGGAAGAACGAUAUUCACUCUCAUCUUUUGCUAAUGUAGACAUGUUAAUUGUUCCCCAGCGUUUUUCCAAGUGUCGGCGUUCUUGUUUAUAUACUCCUCGCGAUUGAAAUGACAAAAUCAUACGGCGUCGACAAAUUAGCGUUAAGACGGUGUCAAUACCACUCGACCGCGAUUACGCGCCGGCGUCGCUUUAAAAAGAGCGUCUGUCCGUGACAGCCCUUAAGGGCGUUCUUUUAGCGGUGUUCACGCU